AGAUGUGUAUUAGUCAGGAUAUUCUUGAACUAUCGAUCUUAGGGGACCCUAAGGUAGUCGAGUUACCGCCUCAGCAUAGCUGACCGGGGGCAGUUCCAAGACAGCCCGACGUCAUUGGCAUACCAAGUUUAUGAACGCGCUAGGGUGACGAGCAAAGGCAUACUCCUCUGUAAAUUAUUGGACAUAGUGCUAAUUGCCAUGGCCCUAGUCUUAAACAGUUCGCAGCUCAGCCCUGUUCAUGCCACCACAUGGCAUUACCACAAUAAGGUACGCCCAUAAAUCUGUAAGGGUUUAAGGCUCACCAUUGACGUAGUUGAACGGGACCCGCCCCAAUUUUCGGCUUCCGUCUGGUCCGCGGAUCCUCGGACCUUGACAUAGAUCAGUCAACACAAUAACCAUCCACACCUGGCUUUCUCCCGAUUUUCCCCCGUUACCGUUUUGUUGUUUUCAAUGUGAAAACUUUCUCCUCCAUAGAGCAUACCUGCAAUUGCAUCCCUCCCCUCCCCGCCCGAGGAUGUCCAGCGCCAUCGCCCAGAAGGACCCAUCCGUCCUCCGGCCGCGCGCUGUUCUCAUCCAGCCCGACGCAAAGGCUGAUGCGAGUCUCACGCCUCCGUUGCUGGACAGGCUGAGUUCAGAUACAAGCGGCCGCUCCACCCCCAUCCCUGAAGAUGCGCCCCCCUCGGCGAAAUCGAUCGCGGUAGCCCGCAAGCAAGUACGCGCACGAAAUCGCCUCUUUUAUACCAUCGACUAUAUCCCUCGAGUGUCCCACUUCGACCCCGACAGCGACUACCACAAUUUUCGGGGUUUCUUUACCUUGUUUUGGAUCAGUUUGGUGAUUAUGGUGGUUACGACUGUGCUCCGCAACAUUAAGGAUACUGGAUAUCCGUUACGGGUGCGAGUCUGGAGUUUGUUAUCGGCCAAUGUGUGGGAACUGGGUCUGAGUGAUCUAGCCAUGGUAGCCAGCUCGGCACUUGUCCUGCCCAUGCAUAAGCUCUACCGCAGCGGGCCGAAGUGGCUGCGGUGGGCACGUGGAGGCGUGGUCCUCCAAAGUGUCGGAGAGGCCCUUUGGCUGGCAGUGUGGAUCAACUGGCCAUUUAUGCGUCUGUGGACUUGGACAUCCCAGGUGUUUUUCACCCUCCAUCUCUUGACGAUCCUUAUGAAACUCCACUCAUAUGCUUUUUAUAAUGGUCAUCUUAGCGAGACUGAGCGACGCCUUGCCGCUCUUGACAAGCCUGGCCCCAUUGAGCCGACAUCUCCUGGCGCAAUUCGGUACCCAGAGCCAUACCGCCGCCGUCCCUCAAUGAAGCCCCAGCAUGACGAGGAUGACUCUACCGAACCCCUGGUCCGAUUACGUGAAGAUCUGGCAACAGAGCUGACAUCCCCCUUGGGCAACAUCUCCUACCCUCAGAAUCUGAGCCUUGGAAAGUAUGCAGACUUCCUCUGUUGCCCGACUCUCUGCUAUGAGAUGGAGUACCCCCGUCGACUUAACCGCCGGUGGGACGAGAUUGCAUGGAAGACUCUUGCAGUCUUUGGAUGUAUCUUUUUGCUCACGCUAACAAGUGAAGAAUUCAUCGUACCUGUCCUGAGCGAGGCACACGGUCAACUAGAGGCCCUGGACAGUGUGACCGACAAGGCACUCGUCUUGGCCGAGACCAUCAGCAUGCUAUUGUUCCCUUUCAUGGUGACAUUCCUGCUAGUCUUCCUGGUAAUAUUCGAAUAUGUGCUAGGCGCAUUCGCGGAACUAACCCGGUUCGCCGAUCGACACUUCUACUCUGACUGGUGGAACUCGUGUGACUGGCUUGAGUUCUCGCGAGAGUGGAACGUCCCCGUUCACCACUUCCUCUUCCGCCAUGUCUACUUUCCAGCCCGCUCGCACUUUUCUCAACCCGUGGCCAUGUUUAUCACGUUCCUGGUCAGCUCGAUCUUCCAUGAAGUAGUCAUGAGCUGUAUCACCAAGAAAUUGCGCGGCUAUGGCUUCGGAGCUAUGAUGCUGCAGCUACCCAUCGUCGCAGUCCAGAAGUCACGGUUUUUCAAGGGUCGGAAGACUCUCAAUAAUGUUUUCUUUUGGUUCUCGAUGAUCCUGGGUCUCUCCAUGAUGUGUGUCUUUUAUGUACUCGUCUGAGCCUGUUUCUGUCUGCACGAAUUUUGAAUCGUGCGCAAAUAGUGGAUAUAUAUCCACUGCUCGUGCGUCGAUUUCAGGUAGGUUGGAAAUGUACAGUAAGGAUUAGGUUAGGAGAUGCGUCGCUCUAUCGAAUACCCCCUUGGCUGGUUGAACGUUUGGAUCCGGGGCUGAGUUUGGAGAGGUCCUCAGAAUGACUCUGUAAAUAGUUGCAAUGAACUUAGCUAUUUUACACUCAUAUGCAUCAAGCAUUAUCUUCUCUUUACACUUG
Molecule: messenger RNA, 2390 nt
Organism: Penicillium brasilianum
Lineage: Eukaryota; Fungi; Ascomycota; Eurotiomycetes; Eurotiales; Aspergillaceae
Source: the annotation of a GenBank genome assembly